UUACCUGGGUCCAGGUUCCUCUUGGAAGGGGUGGAGCCAGGCCUGCCCAUGGGCCCCUCGGGCAGUCUCAGGCCUGGACCCCCAGCUAUGGCCCUGUCCCCAACUCUGGGCCCUAGGCUCCCCUCAGAGCCGCUCAGCCACCACCCUGGAGCCCCCGGGGAGCCGGACGUUGCUGGACGCACCAUCUGCCCCGCAUCUGAAAGGGACAGAGUCAGGCCGGGCCAGGACCAGAAACAGGAACAAGACACCCUACACCCUCCUAAGCACUUCCAAGGUGGGCUAAGGGACAUUGAGCCUACUGCCGGCACCCCAAGGUUGUCAACGCCCUCUUCCCAUGAGGACCCAGCUGGAGGCAAACACUGUGAGCACCCCAUCUCCGGCCUGGAGGUACUGGAGGCCGAGCAGGACAGCCUGCACCUUUGCCUAGUGGGGAUGGGGCUCCAGCUGCAGGACCUGGAGCGAGGCCGGGGGCCCUGGGCAUUGGCGCAGAGAGGAAUGGUCCAGUUGCAGGCCCUGCAGGCAGACCUCCGAGGGGCGGCCGAGCGUGUGGAUGCACUGCUGGCAUUCGGUGAGGGGCUGGCACAGCGGAGUGAGCCUAGGGCCUGGGCGUCCCUGGAGCAGAUCCUGAGGGCCCUUGGAGCCCACAGAGACACCAUCUUCCGACGGCUCUGGCAGCUGCAGGCCCAGCUGGUCAGCUACUGCUUGGUGUUCAACAAGGAGGUCAACACGCUGGACCAGGACUUGGAGGUCGAGGGGGACCUGGACGGGCCAGGACCUAGUGGGGUCUGGGGACCCUGGGCGCCCAGUAGCCUCCCCACUUCUGCAGAGUUGGAGUGGGAUCCAGCAGGGGAUGUUGGGGACCUCGGACCACUGGGGCAAAAGACAGCCUGGACACCAGGGGCUCCCUGUGAGCUGUGUGGCCACAGGGCCCCCCAGGGCAGAGGACAAGGCCUUGAGGAUGUGCUCCUGUCCGGCCUCAGCCACCGGAAACACUUAGCGGGUUACCGCAGACGCUCCCUGCUCCGGAAGCCUCAGGACAAGAAGAGGCAAGCGCCUUCCAGUCUCCAGGAUGUGACACUGGAGGUGGAUGCUGGGGCUCCCGAUCCUGCAUCCAGGUGGCCCCUGGCCUUCCUCCUUAUCCUCCUCUUUCUCCUUCUCCUCCUGGUGGGUGCCACAUUGUUCCUGCCCAUGUCCGGGGUCCUCUGCUGCUCUCACGCCCGACUGGCCAGGACACCUUACCUGGUGCUCAGCUAUGUCAACGGUCUCCCCCCCGUCUGAGUACACAGCCCAGACAUGUGUA
Messenger RNA from Lemur catta (Ring-tailed lemur), 1300 nucleotides. It is a transcript of the gene SYNE4, whose product is annotated as spectrin repeat containing nuclear envelope family member 4. Gene Ontology annotation, cellular component: meiotic nuclear membrane microtubule tethering complex; nuclear envelope; nuclear outer membrane. Bases 49 to 1278 code for a protein of 409 amino acids. Gene Ontology annotation, biological process: establishment of epithelial cell apical/basal polarity. The record is from RefSeq and is a predicted model, not a curated record. NCBI's taxonomy places the organism in Eukaryota, Metazoa, Chordata, Mammalia, Primates, Lemuridae. The transcript has 9 exons.